GGGCCUGGGACUUGGCUUUCAGCUGGAUGGCAAAGGAGCCCAGCACUCACCACCUAGCGAUGCCUCCGGUCAUCCUGCUAUCGAUGCUCUGCACCUGCCUCUACUGGGGAUGGCUUCGAGAGGCUGGCAUCUUUGCCCUUAGCUGGGGCGGGCUGUUACGCAUUGGAGAGGCUACUUCAGCUUUGCGGAGUGACUUGAUUCUUCCUGCUGAUGUGCUCCACCUGCAGCGCCACGCCCUUAUAAGGAUAGAGGAGCCAAAGACCAGGAUGAGGAUGGCGAGGCACCAAAGUGCGAAGAUAGAGCAGAGCGACCUUGUGGAGCUGCUGCACUUGGCUUUCGCUGACCUGGAGGCCUCGAACAGACUGUGGGCCCAGUCGCCGCAGACGCUGCGCCGUCGUUUUGACUGGGUGCUCGAGCGCAUCGGGCCAGGUGGUGCUACCUUUCUUUUGUCUCAGACAGAGGACUCCGAGCUGGUCCGCAGAAAGGGCCGUUGGGCUUCCCAACGGGUCAUGGAGAUCUACAUCCAAGAGGUGCAAGCAAGCGUUUAUUUUCCCUCGCUGCCCGUGGAGCUGCGACAGAGGAUCAUGGACCUGGCCCAGUGCUUCGCACCCGUGCUGGCACAGGCUACAGCUUGGAAAAAGGUGGGUAUUCCACCUUCUUCUUGGUUUGCAAUGUUUUCAGCCGGCGAGCGGCCUUACACUGGUCUAUAA
Molecule: messenger RNA, 710 nt
Organism: Symbiodinium necroappetens
Lineage: Eukaryota; Dinophyceae; Suessiales; Symbiodiniaceae
Source: the annotation of a GenBank genome assembly